UUGGUGGAUGUGCAUUCUAAUCGAUGUUUGCUAUCCAAUAAGUAAGGAAAUGGAGAAUGUGGAUUGAGUCUUGAUAAGAAGAGGCAUAAAGAUUUUCUGGGGAGCAACCAGCUGGUGGUCAUGACAUAAAGAAAUGAAUAGCAUCUUCCCAUUUACUCGAGCCUUAUUUGAGGUGGAGAUCGUUUCUAUUCCUAAAAUCCCGAUCGAUUCUUUUAACAAAGAGGAACGUAUAUAAAGCACCACAAAAGGUGAAGCCCCAAAGUUCUGUGAAAGUCAUGCUUCUUCAUUAGAAUUGACCUGAAACAGAAACACAAGCCGAGUUUCACGCAUUUGCUGCUUUUCCUCAUGUCAACCAAAGUGCUGAAAUGGUAGGAUUGGAAUUUAUUGAUGGUACAAGUAAGAAGGGGCCUGGAAGUUCAGUCUUGCAUUAUGCCAGCUGAUGAUAGAUGGUACAUAAAAGUGGCAUAAUACCUGAAGCUAAAAUAUGCUAUUUUGUUCAAAAUUGACAGGAUUUAACCCCAUUCGACCAACCAUGUGAGGGGUGAGGGGGAGACAGGCUGCACCGCUAUCUCUUGUCUUCUCCACCUGAUGAUGACAUUACAAAAGAGAAUCAUGUACCUCCUACUAGUAUUUGAGAAAACAUCCCAAGUCUCCUUCCAGGCUUCCACCUUCUGUCCAAACUUACAUUCAAAUUCUGAGCUGCACUCAGGGUCCAGGGAUGACCAUCCAACUGUCCCAUGUGCUAAUAAAGGCACCAUGAUUGGUUUCUCUCUCAUAUUUUAACCUACUUGAAAAUCUGUUAAAUUUCCACAUCUAUCCAAACUCUUUUGGGUGAUUAUAAACGCAAAAUUCAGAAGGAAUAAUCCAAGCCUCCCCACAGGAUCUUCACGAUAAAUUUUGUUUAUUUUUGGGUUUCUUACAGUAUAUGGGUCUGACCGUCCAAUGUCAGAUUUAAAAUCAAGGGAGAGGGGCACUCAGGUAAAUCUCCUUCAAGUCGGUGCCUUUUGCUCUAAACCAAUCACCCUACAGACAUUCGAGCCAAUAAGCUUCAGCUUCCGCAGUGAUUUGGGAAAGAGAGGGAGUGAGAAGUUAAGAUGGCCGCCAAUCUUGGAAGUACCAGGUACCCCUUUCUGUUGGCCUAUCUGUUCCUGGUAUUGUUGCAAACCAGAGUCUUGUGUUACCAGUACAAGGUUGGAGAUUUAGAUGCUUGGGGCAUACCCACUUCAGCAAAACCACAAAUUUACACACAAUGGUCCAAGUACCACACCUUCAAAAUCGGAGAUUCUCUCUUGUUUUUAUACCCACCAAGUCAAGAUUCUGUGAUACAAGUCGGGGAAGAAUCCUACAACAGCUGCAACCUGAAAGAUCCAAUCUUGUACAUGAACAAUGGCAACUCUCUUUUCAACAUCACCGCCCAUGGGGAGUUCUACUUCACCAGUGGACAGCAGGGCAACUGCGAUAAGAAGCAGAAGCUCCACAUUUCUGUGUUUUCAGGCAAUGGAUCUGCAUAUUCUCCUUCCUACGGUCCCACAGAGAGUGCAUCCUCUUACCCCACUGUUUUUGGUACAAUCCCACAACCACCUUCCUCUUCCCCUCCUCCUCUAAGCUAUCCGGUCUUCAUGGCUGCCCUCACUGGAUUUUCUGUAUCUGUACUUGUCGGCGGUAUCAUGUGAGGAACAUAAUUUACUCUUUUUCAGAUCCCAAAUGAGUAAGAUUCUUUUAUAUAUGUUCCAUUUGGUAUUAUUUUUUCUUUGACAUUUUGGUUAAUAUUAAAUUUUUCGGGUAACAAAUUUAAUAGAAAGAUGUAGUUCAAAUAUGGGCCAGUAUCGCUCGUAUAUUUUCGGUUCAUUAAAUGUUAUGUGUACUUUUUUAUGAAUUCCAAAGAAGAGAGCUAUCGAGAGCAUCAAUAGACUGUAAAAAUAUCAGUCUCUUUUGCUCUUUUAUAUUUAAGCCUGAAUAAAAUUCUGCAUUUAUUCCUCGUGUCA
Carya illinoinensis is the source of this 1985-nucleotide messenger RNA. Its product is annotated as mavicyanin-like. Gene Ontology annotation, molecular function: electron transfer activity. The record is from RefSeq and is a predicted model, not a curated record. Lineage: Eukaryota; Viridiplantae; Streptophyta; Magnoliopsida; Fagales; Juglandaceae. The coding region runs from base 1095 to 1673 and encodes 192 amino acids. Gene Ontology annotation, cellular component: plasma membrane. The transcript has 3 exons.